Molecule: messenger RNA, 4258 nt
Organism: Erinaceus europaeus (western European hedgehog)
Lineage: Eukaryota; Metazoa; Chordata; Mammalia; Eulipotyphla; Erinaceidae
Gene: SLC39A10
Product: solute carrier family 39 member 10
Exons: 11
Coding region: 399-2792 (797 amino acids)
Biological process (GO): intracellular zinc ion homeostasis; positive regulation of B cell receptor signaling pathway; zinc ion import across plasma membrane
Cellular component (GO): membrane
Molecular function (GO): zinc ion transmembrane transporter activity
Source: RefSeq, a predicted model, not a curated record
AGCAAGCCAGAGGGUCCUCCAUGGCAAGUUUCAUGGCCCUGAAAGUGGAAUUUAACUUUGUGAUUCUUCCAAGCACAGACUGAGCUUCGCUGGCAGUACCAGAAGAGCUCUUUCCCGGCCUCACCCCCAGUUUUCUGCUGCCCCCGAGGCCAGUUAUUAUGUAACCUAAGCACUGUUUAGCCCUGGCUUGGGGUGGCUUCGGGGACUGAACCUGCAACCUUGGAUCCUCAGGCAUGCGAUUCUUUUCCAUUACCACUAUGGUGUCUCCUCCGCCCCAGACUGUUCCAGCUAAGCCUGAGCGUCUGCAUUGAUUGUGCUUUUGUGACAAAAGGAACCAGCCUCCACAGGGAGCUGAAGAAGGACAGAAUGCUGAGCGCCCUCGAAGAGGAGACGCAGCCAUGAAGGUGCACGCACACACCAAGUUCUGCCUCAUCUGCCUGCUGACCUUCGUGCUCCACCACUGCGGCCGCUGCCACGGGAAGCACGAGCGCUGCCCGGAGGAGGAGGAGCAGCGCCGCCACCACCACCCCCCGCCCCGCGGCGCGGCCGAGCCGGAGCCCGGCAACUUCUCGGUGGAGGCCGCCAGGAUGAAGUUCUACGUCGGCAAACUGUUUGAGCGCUACGGGGAGGAUGGUAGGCUGUCCUUCCUCGGGCUGGAGAGACUGCUGACCAACCUGGGCCUCGGGGAGAUCAAAGUGGUGGAGAUCGGCCACGACCACCUGGGCCACGACCACCUGUCUCACCUGGACCUGCUGGCGGUGCAGGAGGGGCGGCACCUCCAUGCGCACGGCCACCCGCUCCCCCGGGGCCGGCUGGGCUCUGGCUCGGAGAACCAGACCGAGAGGAGCCGGCGGUGCGACCCCGAGAAAGAGAAAGAGGCCGCCGAGGACAGACGCGACCGCGAGCACAGCCGCCACGUGUGCCGCCGCCACUGCCCGCAGCAGCGCCCGGACCACGCCGCCGCCCGCCACUCCCGGGACGGAGACGCCGCGGCCCCCGGCGGGCACGGGCAGGGGCACGGGCAGGGGCAGGGCCAGGAGCAGGGCCCGGAGCAGCCCGGAGGCCGGCCGGCCAAGCGGAGCAGGAAGGACGAGCGCAGGAGGAAGGGCGGCGAGGGCGCGGCAGACCCGGCAGGCGGCCCCCCCGAGCACGAGCAGGCCAAGAGGCACCGGCACAACGGCGUCCACAAGGCCGAGCGCGCACACGGACACGCACACGCACACGCACAGGACUUCGCCCCGGGCAGCCAGGGCAGCGAGGACAGGCCGAGGAGCGCGAGGAAGCGGGAAGCCGCCCACGGCGAGCGGCGGGGCCACGGCGAGGACGGCCCGCGGCCGGAGUGUCUGAACGCCACUCAGCUGCUGAAGCAUUACGGCCAUUGCUCCGGCGCGCCUAUCUCACCUCUCUUGUUUACGCACCUUUGCCCCGCGCUGUUAUAUCAGAUUGACAACAGACUCUGCAUUGAGCAUUUUGACAGACUUUUAGUUGAAGAUUUAAAUAAGGAGAAAAGUCUGGUUUCUGACGACAAGGCAAAUAUUGGGGCAUCAGCCUGGAUCUGUGGCAUCAUCUCCAUCACCGUCAUCAGCCUGCUGUCCUUGCUGGGUGUCAUCCUGGUCCCCAUCAUCAACCAGGGCUGCUUCCAGUUCCUUCUCACCUUCCUCGUCGCACUGGCUGUGGGGACGAUGAGUGGAGACGCCCUUCUUCAUCUGCUGCCUCACUCUCAGGGUGGUCACGACCACAGCCACCAACAUGCACAUGGACAGGAACACUCGCAUGGACACGAAUCCAAGAAGUUUCUGGAGGAGUAUGACGCCGUGCUGAAGGGACUCGUUGCUCUGGGAGGCAUUUACUUGUUAUUUAUUAUUGAGCACUGCAUUAGAAUGUUUAAGCACUACAAACAGCAAAGAGGAAAACAGAAAUGGUUUGCGAAGCAGAGCGCGGAAGAGCCAACUAUUGGGAGGAAGCUCUCAGAUCACAAGUUGAACAACACGCCUGACGCAGACUGGCUUCAGCUCAAGCCUCUCGCGGGCACAGACGACUCCGUCAUUUCUGAAGACCGACUGAACGAGACGGAACUGACAGACUUGGAGGCCCAGCACGAGUCCCCUCUGAAAAACUACCUGUGCGUGGACGAGGAGAAGGUGGCGCACCGCGCCCAGGGCGACGGGCCGCAGAACCACCUGGAGCCGGGCAGGCCCGCGCCGAGCAAGCAGGGGCCCCAGCGGUACCUCAAGCACGCGCGCCACUCGCACGGGCCCUGCCACUCGGGCUCCGACCUCAAGGAGACGGGCAUCGCCAACAUCGCCUGGAUGGUCAUCAUGGGGGACGGCAUCCACAACUUCAGCGACGGCCUGGCCAUCGGGGCGGCUUUCAGCGCUGGGCCGACAGGGGGGAUCAGCACGUCCAUCGCCGUCUUCUGCCACGAGCUGCCCCACGAAUUAGGUGACUUUGCAGUUCUUCUGAAAGCAGGCAUGACGGUCAAGCAGGCGAUCGUGUACAACCUGCUGUCCGCCAUGAUGGCCUACGUCGGCAUGCUGAUAGGCACGGCCGUGGGCCAGUACGCCAACAACAUCACGCUCUGGAUCUUCGCAGUCACCGCGGGCAUGUUCCUCUACGUGGCCUUGGUGGACAUGCUCCCGGAAAUGCUACAUGGGGACGGAGACAGCGAAGAGCACGGCUUCUGUCCGCUGGGGCAGUUUGUCCUGCAGAACCUAGGGCUGCUGUCCGGCUUUGCCAUCAUGCUGGUGAUCGCGCUGUACGAAGACAAGAUCGUGUUCGACAUCCAGUUCUGACCACGCGUCCCCGGCUCCCCCGGCCUGGGCACACCGCACAGGGCGCCCCCGGCUGCGUGACGUCCGGGCCCACGGGGAGCUGAGCCCGACCACGGGAGGCCGCCGCCCGGUGCUGCUCUGCCCUGUGCCAGCGGGUCUCUGAAAAACAGACAGCUUGGGAUACGGGAGAAAAUGGGGUCCGAGGAAGCGGUGUUGCUGUCGGUUUGAGUGAGACUUUUUAAAAAACAAACAGAAAAUCAUAUAGAAACACUAGUCUAUUAGUAGAAAUGUCUGUGGCUGUGCAGACCUAGAACUCGAACCAAAACAAGAAAAAAAUCACCUAAACGUUGAACAUAUUUUCAGUGGACUUUGGACAGACUUGGCUCUGUGCCGAAAGGGUCGCUCGUGGCCUGCGCACGGGAGGUCGGCGCCGAAGCCUCCAGCUCGAGCUGCGCGUCCAGACGUGAGGGCGCCGGGGGCUGCGGCCGCGUGUGGACUCAGCGCUGGGAAGAACCCUUAUUCUUGAAUCUAGAGUUACUAUUUUUGUAUAUAUUUGCAUAGUGUUUAAACUUGCAGCCUAAACUACUGAAAUUUGUGGUUGUAUGUUUGUGUGAGCUUCAAUUUAAUGAAAGAUUCAUAAUGGUUCUUUGUAUUAUUAUUAUACUUGGUGUUUGGGGUUUUUUUUUUUCAAACUUUAAUUUUUUUUUAAUGGGUGUUUGUGGGGGUGAAGGAUUGAAGCUUGUGGUCAUCCUUUUGUUUUUUAAUUAAAAUUGUAACCCUCUAGAAAAUCCCAGAGAACUGAAGAGCCCGUGCUAUGGUCUAAGCGUUCACUUUCCCUACACUCACAGCAGUAGCUACUUGUCCGGGAAUCAAUCUAAACACGGGUCGCGCUUUGCCGGUUUGGCCCUGGAGCCAAGAGCACAUGCCUGCGGCGGGCAGAAAGGUUGCAAGGCUGAAAAUUCAAGUUGACGCGCCCACUGUCUUGUCCACACGUGUCAAAGUGUUAUCAGGAGGGUCCCUGCCAGCAUGGCUGCUGUGGGAGCCAGUGAGGAGUGUGUACUGAAACAGCUGAAGGCGCUCUGACCACUUUUGUGCCAAGCUCGCUACCGGUACCUGGCAGGGAAGUGUCCCCGUCAGGUGCCCGGUUCUCUGACCAUAACCGGGUGUGAUUACUGUGAGGGGCAGGCCCGUUUCCCCGAGCCUUGCCUGCCCUGGGCACCCACAGCCCCCAGCCCUGUGCGUGGAGCGCUGUUCACCUCCGGAGCCGCGAGCGGGCUUCCGUUCAGGCCCGAUCGGUCAGCUUGUGGAACUCUGUGCAGACAGCUGUUCCUCCUUGGUGACCGUGUCGGUCGCCGCUUUAAAAAUCUGUUACAAGAGCCAAACUUGAUCCAUUCCAUUCACACUUUUCCUUCUAGUCUAAUCCUCCUUUUCCAAGUUCCUUUCCUCUUUCUCCAUGAACUUAGCAGAGAGAGAGAGAGAGAGAGAGA